AUGGACACUCCCCAAGAGACGCCUGCCAAGAAAAUCAAAGUCGACAUCAAGGACAUUCGCUCCUCGACUCACAAUGACUCGUUGUUGAAAGAGCUCGAGAAAAGCCUUUCAAAUAAUCCACCCGCAUUCCCAUCACGACUCCUCUGGGACGACAAGGGCUUGCAACACUUCGAAGCCAUCACUCACUCCNCCUAUUACUACCUCACCGACUGCGAGAUUGAGCUGUUGAAAGAACACAGCCGCGAGAUUGCCAAAGACAUCUACCCUAACACUAUCAUCUUGGAGUUAGGCAGUGGUAGCCUCAGAAAGACCAGAAUCCUGCUUCGUGCACUGGAAGCCCUCGAAAAGCCUGUGGACUAUUAUGCUCUCGACCUGAGUCGGUCGGAGCUCGAAAGAACCAUCACCGACAUCUCGCCUUCUUCGUUCCAAUAUGUGAAAUUCCAUGGUCUGUUGGGCACCUACGACGAUGGCAUGCGCUGGAUACGGUGUCUACCGCUACCACUCGCCGUGCGUCCAAAGUGUAUACUCUCCCUAGGAUCCACAAUCGGUAGCUUGUCACGCCCCGAGGCUGCCGGACUUCUCGGAGGCUAUGUUGAUGCCAUAGCGAGUGGUGAAGCCAUGAAGAGCUCACAGCACAAUGCCAUCUUUGUCGUAGGCGUCGAUGGAUGCAAAGAUGCUGACACGGUGUGGCGCGCCUACAACGACUCUGAGAAUUGCAACCACCGCUUCAUCUCCAACAUCUUACACCACGCCAACAAAGUGUUGGACAUCGAAGCCUAUCACCCAGAGGACUGGACAGUUGAAGGGGUAUGGAGCGCCGAGAAGAAAUGUCAUGAUCAAUUUCUUAUGCCUGAGCGAAAUCUGUUUGCUAGUGGCGUGGAAUUGAAGAAAGGCAGGGGUUUGCAUGUUGUCAGCAGUUACAAGUUUGACGAGGAGGAUCAGGAGAAGCUUUGGGAGGGCGCUGGCCUACAAGUUCACAGCUGCUGGAGAACCGAGCCCCACAAGUACACUCUCAGCCUGCUGACCGUAGGCGACGUUCUCACCCCUCUCAAGAAGUUGGCCUUGGACGACAUUCGUGACGGCAUUAGACAUGCAGUAUAG
Molecule: messenger RNA, 1101 nt
Organism: Aureobasidium vineae
Lineage: Eukaryota; Fungi; Ascomycota; Dothideomycetes; Dothideales; Saccotheciaceae
Source: the annotation of a GenBank genome assembly